UGUGACACAUUUUCACCUUUUGCAGUCGUUCUCACCUGAGUGGAGGAAGCAUCUGGCAGACAUGAAGACGUUUUUGUCCGUGGCCGUGCUGCUGAUGCUGCUGUGGGCCUCCUGCAGCCACGCCAGCGACACUUCAGCGGGGUCACAGAACGCCACGGAGGAAGUCCAGGAGGGCGUGGAAGUAGAAGCCCUGGAGGAAGUGGAAGAAGAAGCCAAGGAGGAGAAGACCACGGAGAUCAAGGAGGAGCGAGACGUGAUGGUUCUUCACGCCAUCAACUUCGCCACUGCACUCAACCAGACCAAGUUUUUACUGGUGGAAUUCUAUGCUCCAUGGUGCGGUCACUGCAGGAAGCUAGCACCGAUCUACGCCACAGCCGCAAAGCAGCUGAAGGUGGACGAAGCAGACAUACGUUUGGCCAAAGUGGACGUCACCGAGGAGACGGAGCUGGGCGAAGAGUUUGGCAUCGCCAGCUUCCCCGUCUUGAGACUUUUCCUCAACGGCGACCGCCAGCAGCCCGUCGACUUCACCGGUAAGAGGACAGUCUCAGGAAUUGUCCAGUGGUUGAAGCGUCGAACAGGACCUGGCGCUGCGGUACUCGACUCCGCUAAGUCCGCCGCCCAUUUCAUCGACGCCCACAACGUCUCUGUCGUCGGAUUCUUCCACAGUCCGGAAAGCGAUGCUGCUAAGGAGUUCUCCGAGUUCGUCACAGAGAUGGUUAGCACGGAGUUUGGCAUCACCACGUCUCCGGAGGUUUUCCAGAAAUACGAGUUGAAAAGUGAGACGGUGGUUCUCUUCAAGAAGUUUGACGAAGGCAGAACAGACUUCGCCCUGUCCGAAGACGGCAAGUUUAACAAAAGCGAACUGACCACUUUCAUCACAGACAACAGCCUGGAGCUCAUCAUUCCCUUCAAUCAGGAGACAGGAGAGAAUAUCUUCACUUCUAGUAUUCGCUUUCACUGCUUGCUCUUCAUUAACUCCACCAUGGACAGCCACAUUGAGCUGGUGGACCAAGUCAGGACCAUCGCCAAGAGCCUAAAGGGAAAGAUGCUGUUCAUCACGAUCGACGUGUCAGCACAGCUGUCGUUCGUGUUAAACUAUUUUGGCGUGUCGGCGGACGAAGCCCCCACGGUCCGCCUCGUCAACAUGAACACGGGGCAGAAGUUCAUAGCUGAUGGGAAGGAUUUUAUGAGCGUGCUGCCGAGCUUGUGUCAGCAGGUCAUUGAUGGCACGGCCAAGCCUCACUAUCGCAGCCAAGACAUCCCUGAGGACUGGGAUAAAGAACCUGUUAAAGUCCUGGUGGGGAAGAAUUUUGAUUCAGUCGCUCUGGACCCGACCAAGAACGUCUUUGUGGAGUUUUACGCUCCAUGGUGCGGACACUGCAAGCAGCUGACGCCCAUCUGGGAACAGCUGGCCGAGACUUACGCCGAGCGCGACGACAUCGUCAUCGCCAAGAUGGAUGCCACCGUCAACGAGUUGGAGUCUUUCAAAGUCACCGGAUUCCCCACGCUCAAAUACUACCCGGCUGGCGGAAAAGAUGUGGUGGACUAUGUGGGAAAACGGGAUCUGGAGACAUUGACCAAGUUUCUGGACAACGGAGGAGUUUUGCCUGAGGAAGACGACGACACAGACGACGACACAGACGACGACACGGACGAUGAUGAUAAUGAGGAUGGAGAUGAUAAGGAUGACAAGGAUGAAGAUGGUGGAUCGGAAGCGGAGGACGAAGCCAAAAACAAGCCGCCCAAGAAUAUUGAGCUGUGAUUACUUUUUGCUGUUUUUUUCAUCAAAAAAUUCCACCCCAGGUACAACACCACCAAAAACAACUAAAAGAAAAUCUGUGACUACUUGAAGUCCGAAAUUGACAUCGAUAUUUGUUGUUGUUGUCUUUUUUUUCUUUUCGGAGUUUAACAAAAAAAAAAUAGCAAUGACAUCACGGAAGAGUAUCAGGGAAAGCAAAAAGCAAAAGUGUGACGAUAACCAUAGAACAGGAAAUGGACACAAGGACACCGCCUGGCUGCUCAGUACAAUAUGAACAAUACAAAUGGAAUAAAUAAGUCAAAACCUAGUACUGUCAAUAAUAACGUGUUAACGCAUGCGAUUAAUCGUAAUUUUUUUUUCGCAUUCAUCAUUCAGGUAAAAUAUUAAGAAAAAAGUUCCUUGAAAGUUUGUAUUCCUGCUGUAGGAGCACUUGCAUUCAAACGAGGAGCUACAUUCCAUAUCUAGAUACCAGUUACACCCAUUAAUAACAACUGGCGGAUUGUUACGGUCAUGGUUUGAUCGUCAAAGAUGUUUGGUAACGUAAUGUGUGAUAUUGCUACCUGAAUAAAUGCUUUUGAUAUUGUGUACAUUACAUGUUGUACAAGUUAAUGAUAUUCAUAUCUCUGCAAGACAAUGUUUUAACCUUCUCUAUUUAUGAAUAAAAUGUAAUAUCAUUGGGGUUUGUGAAACCCUUUGAGGCAUUUGUGAUUAAGGGCUGUAUAAGUAAACUUUGAUAGAUUGACUUUGAUUGAUAAUAUUCAGCCUGCUAAACGUUCUGUAAUUGCUGACUCAACCAGAACCGGUUCUUAAAGAAUUUAAACCAUUCCUCAACUGAUGCACCAGCAUUUAUUUAGGUGCAAAUAUCACAGAAUUACUUUACAUUACAUCUUUGACAAAGCAUGAUUUAAGACAUUUUUAUUUUUGUCGUAAUUAAAACGGAUGUAUAGCAUAGCGCUUUUAUUUUGAAGUUUAAUGUCGGACCUGACUUUUUGCAAUAAAAAAAAAAAAAAAGUCUGCUUUCGA
Nerophis lumbriciformis (worm pipefish) is the source of this 2782-nucleotide messenger RNA. RefSeq names its product protein disulfide isomerase family A, member 2 (gene pdia2). The record is from RefSeq and is a predicted model, not a curated record. Gene Ontology annotation, biological process: protein folding; response to endoplasmic reticulum stress. Gene Ontology annotation, cellular component: endoplasmic reticulum. Gene Ontology annotation, molecular function: protein disulfide isomerase activity. NCBI's taxonomy places the organism in Eukaryota, Metazoa, Chordata, Actinopteri, Syngnathiformes, Syngnathidae.